This is a messenger RNA of Hibiscus syriacus, 710 nucleotides long. RefSeq lists its product as uncharacterized. Gene Ontology annotation, biological process: defense response. The record is from RefSeq and is a predicted model, not a curated record. Lineage: Eukaryota; Viridiplantae; Streptophyta; Magnoliopsida; Malvales; Malvaceae. The coding region runs from base 33 to 548 and encodes 171 amino acids. The transcript is spliced from 2 exons.
CUUUAUUCUCCUACUUGUUCGUCGCUAAAAGUAUGGAUGUUUCGACACCAUUCCGGCUAUUGGAACUGAAUCUGAUAUCUGCUCAAGAUUUGGAACCCAUAGUUCGUCGCAGGAUGAAGACAUAUGCGGUGGCUUGGGUCAACCCGAAACGCAAGCUCACGACCCGAAUCGACACCGAAGGCCACACCAACCCGACGUCGAACGAUAAGUUCAUUUUCCGCGUCGACGACGAGUUCUUAUCCAGUGAUACGUCCGCCACGUCGUCCAGACACCAAUGCCGUGAAUUUGAGCUAGGGAUGAGGUUCGUCGCGCUUCAGGUCAGGCGACCGUCGGGUAGGCCCCAAGGGAUUUUAAACAUCGGGUUGACGUUGCUCGAUGGUUCGAGGAGGAGCAUGCCGUUGUAUAUGCAAAUGGGUUCAUCGGCGGCCGGGUACCAAUAUUUUAUGGGCGAAGACGAGCCGAUUCAAAGUAGUGAUCGGGUGAUCGGAGCAACAACAACCAAUUUUCAAAUAUUGAAUCAAUCAAACACGAGCUUCGAAGAACCAUGAGCGAUUCGAGUUCGAUGUUGGGGUCUCAAUAUGUGCCGAUGAUCUCCUUUAAAGGAUCGUCCAUUUUCAACACCGGCGAAGGCAGCGACGGGUCGGACAGAAACGAAUACAAGAUCAAAUCAAGGGGGAGUUCAAUGGUGAAUUACAAGUUUGAGAAUAGUA